Molecule: messenger RNA, 465 nt
Organism: Aspergillus eucalypticola CBS 122712
Lineage: Eukaryota; Fungi; Ascomycota; Eurotiomycetes; Eurotiales; Aspergillaceae
Exons: 1
Coding region: 1-465 (154 amino acids)
Source: RefSeq, a predicted model, not a curated record
AUGUUCUUCACAGAUGUGAAAGAAAACCGUCAACAUCGCGCAGCGUUUGGCGAGUUUCUGCGCACCUGUGGAGUUGUCGAACCGCAUGAGCUGAAGUACUUCCGCGUGCUCCGACUCUGGGAUCGUGACCGUCGGUUUAGCUUUAAGUGGUAUGGUGAGUAUUUUGAGUUUACGAAAAUCGAUAUGUUCAUGCAGAAGGAGACGUUUGGGAUCUUGCAGUGGCAGAUUAUUGCAGGGACGCUUGAUUCUUCGCCCCAGACGACCCUGGAGAUUAGGUUGCUUCGUGCCGCGGCAAGUGAUGAUAUUUUUCCUCUUGAGCAGUUUGUUUAUGAAGUGGAGACGUUCUUCUUUGUUUUACCGGACAAUAGGCAUUUGUUCAAAUUGACCUUCGUUGAAGAUAUACGUGGGUUCGAGAAGAGCGGUACGGGGAAUAAAGUCAUGAAGUUUGUGGAUAGAAGACACUAG